AUGUCGGAAUCUCAGACAAACCGGCCGCAUCGUGCGACCAAGGAGAAGAAGGCCGCGCAUACUGGUGAUCGGAACCCAAAAGCUUUUGCCUUUUCACGCCCUGGAAAACUGCAGAGGCAGGCUGCUCGCUCUCAUGAUGUCAAAGAGAAGCGAUUGCACGUUCCCUUGGUGGAUCGCUUGCCCGAAGAAGCCCCUCCCAUCGUCGUCGGCGUUGUCGGUCCUCCUGGCGUAGGCAAGACAACACUCAUCAAAUCCCUCGUCCGAAGAUACACGAAGCAACCCAUCACCCAGCCCGUCGGUCCUAUCACUGUCGUCACGUCCAAGAGGAGGCGUCUCACAUUCAUGGAGUGUCCGGCCGAGUCGCUGGCUGCCAUGAUGGAUGUGGCCAAGGUUGUCGACAUCGUGCUGCUCAUGAUCGACGGAAACUACGGAUUCGAGAUGGAGACAAUGGAGUUCCUGAACGUCUUGUCUUCCAGCGGUAUGCCCGGUAACGUCUUCGGUAUUCUGACCCACCUGGAUCUCUUCCGCAAACAGGAGGCCCUCAAAGCGCAGAAGAAGCGUCUCAAGCACCGUUUCUGGAGCGAAUUGUACUCCGGAGCCAAGCUGUUCUAUCUUUCUGGUGUCGUCAACGGCAGAUACCCCGACCGCGAGGUUCUGAACCUCUCGCGCUUCUUGUCCGUCAUGAAGAAUCCUCGACCCCUUGUCUGGCGCAACAGCCAUCCUUACGCUCUUGCCGACCGAUUCCUCGACAUUACCCCACCUACCAAGGUAGAAGAAGACCCCAAGUGCGAUCGAACCGUCGCUUUAUACGGUUACCUCCGUGGUACAAACUUCCCUGCCAAUGGAGCAAGAGUCCACGUGCCCGGUGUUGGUGAUCUCAGUGUCUCCAACAUCGAGGCCCUGCCUGACCCGUGUCCUACUCCGUUCCUGGAUCAAGCAAUCGCCAAAGCCACUGGCAAAUCGGGCAGAAGAAGGCUAGGAGAAAAACAAAAGCUCAUCUACGCUCCCAUGUCUGAUGUUGGUGGUGUUCUUGUGGAUAAAGACGCCGUCUACGUUGAUAUCAAGAGUCAGACCUUUGAUCCUGAGGAUGAUGAACAAGAGCGAGGACUUGGAGAACAAAUGGUCGUUGGGUUACAGGCCGGCCGCAAGCUACUCGGCCAGAGCGAGGGAGGCCUGCAGCUGUUCGGUGACGGCGAGAAGCUGACUGGCGACGACAUUGGCCGUAAAUCUGCUCGUGUUCUGUCAAGAAGAAUCGACGAUGACGAGGCCAGUCCAGAGGACGAGGGCUUUGAAAGCGGCGACGACGAAGAGGAGGAAGAGUACCAGAGUGGUGACUCCGACGCUGAUGAGGAUGCUGACGAAGACAUGCUUGUUCCUGCUCCCAAGCGCAGAGACGCCAGCCCUGACGCCGCCGGCGAAGAGAUUGCUUUCGCAGAUAGUGAUUCCGACCUUGGUUCCAUGUCUGAAGCGGAAGACGUAAGCGAUCCAGAAGACUACGACGAAGAUGCUGAAUACAGCGAAGACGAAGAUGGUAACCUUCGCUGGAAGAAGAAUAUGACCGAGCGUGCCGCUGCCCUUCAUCAACGCAGGAUCCCGUACCGUACUGUCGAGCUUGCCCGUCUGCUGUACAAUGACAUGCUAUCCACAGCUCAAGUCCUACGACAAUGGCGUGGUGAAGACGACGAGACUGACGACGUCGGAGACGAGGAAGAGGAGGACUUGUUCGAAAAGAAGAAGCCCACAGAAGCCGACGCCGCACUCGACCGUCAUAUUCCAGUAUAUAACAGAACCGAGCUAGAGGCUAAAUGGACUGACGACGAAAAUCUGGAAGCUAUCCGUUCAAGAUUCGCUUCGGGUCAUAUGCUCAACGGAGGAGGCGACGAGGACGACUCUGAAGCCGAAUUCAAUGGUAUCGAAGAUGAAGACGACGAGGGCGACGGUGCCUUUGAGGACCUGGAGACCGGAGAAGUACACGGCACCGAAGACGAGGCUCAGACCAAUGGUGGCAAUGGCGAAGAAGAACCGGACCUGGAUGCCGAACGUGAGCGCAACGCCAGGAGAAAGGAAGAGCUCAAGCUUCGCUUCGAAGAGGAAGACAAAGAGGGCUUCGCGAACGACAAGGGCAAUGCUCAGCGUGAGACUGGCGAUGAUGAGUUCGGCGAAGACGACUGGUAUGAUGCACAGAAAGCUCUCAUCCAGAAACAGCUCGACAUCAACCGCUCAGAAUUCGACGCCUUGGACGAGCAAUCUCGUGUACGAGUAGAGGGCUACAAAGCAGGAACAUACGCUCGUAUCGUUCUGGAGAAUGUGCCCUGCGAAUUUGUGGAGAAGUUCAACCCACGUUUCCCUGUCCUCAUCGGCGGUCUAGCACCUACCGAGGACCGCUUUGGUUACGUUCAGAUCCGAAUCAAGCGUCAUAGAUGGCACAAGAAGAUCCUCAAGACCAACGAUCCUCUCAUCUUUUCUCUUGGUUGGAGACGUUUUCAGAGCAUGCCCAUGUACAGCAUCUCAGACUCCAGAACGAGGAAUCGUAUGCUCAAGUACACGCCUGAGCACAUGCAUUGUUUCGGAACCUUCUACGGACCACUCAUUGCGCCCAACACCGGUUUCUGCUGCGUCCAGUCUUUCUCGAACAAAAACCCUGGAUUCCGAAUUGCCGCCACUGGUGUAGUAUUGAACGUCGAUGAGUCGACUGAGAUUGUCAAAAAGCUCAAGUUGACCGGCCACCCAUACAAGAUCUUCAAGAACACUGCCUUCAUCAAGGAUAUGUUUAGUACCUCUCUCGAGAUUGCCAAGUUCGAAGGUGCUAGUGUACGUACAGUUUCUGGUAUCCGUGGUCAGAUCAAGAAGGCGCUCAGCAAGCCUGAAGGCAACUUCCGUGCCACGUUCGAAGACAAGAUCCUCAUGUCAGACAUUGUCUUCCUGAGAGCAUGGUACCCAGUCAAGCCCCACCGCUAUUACAACCCGGUUACCAACUUGCUGGACGCCGAUAUAAACAACGAGGGUUGGCAGGGCAUGCGUCUGACUGGCCAAGUCCGUCACGCUCUCGACAUUGCUACUCCAAAGGACAAAAAUUCUGCUUAUCGUACCAUUGAGCGCCAAGAGCGUCACUUCAACCCUCUACGUGUGCCUCGUAAGGUAGCCGCGGAGCUGCCUUUCAAGUCUCAGAUCGUACAGAUGAAGCCACAGAAGAAGGAGACCUAUAUGCAGAAACGUGCUGUCGUCGCUGGCAAGGACGAGAAGGAGGCUAGAAGACUAUUGCAACAGGUCCAAACGCUGAGAAACGAGAAGGUCGCUAAGCGUCGUGCUAAGCAAGAGGAACGCAAGCAGCCUUACCGUGCCAAGGUUGCUGAGAAUAUCGAGAAGAGAGCCGAGAGAGAGAAGAGGGAGAAAGAAGAGUACUGGCGUAGGGAAGGCAAGAAGAGAAAGGGCUGGAACGAUGGUGAAGGUGGCGGCGGUGGCAAGAGAAGAAAGGGUUGA
Molecule: messenger RNA, 3480 nt
Organism: Aureobasidium subglaciale EXF-2481
Lineage: Eukaryota; Fungi; Ascomycota; Dothideomycetes; Dothideales; Saccotheciaceae
Exons: 2
Coding region: 1-3480 (1159 amino acids)
Biological process (GO): maturation of SSU-rRNA from tricistronic rRNA transcript (SSU-rRNA, 5.8S rRNA, LSU-rRNA); endonucleolytic cleavage of tricistronic rRNA transcript (SSU-rRNA, 5.8S rRNA, LSU-rRNA); ribosome biogenesis
Cellular component (GO): nucleus; 90S preribosome
Molecular function (GO): GTP binding; U3 snoRNA binding; GTPase activity
Source: RefSeq, a predicted model, not a curated record